This is a messenger RNA of Lecanosticta acicola, 5237 nucleotides long. The record is from the annotation of a GenBank genome assembly. Lineage: Eukaryota; Fungi; Ascomycota; Dothideomycetes; Mycosphaerellales; Mycosphaerellaceae.
AUGUCCGUCGGCCAGGUCUCUCGACAGACGUCUCAAUCUUCCCGGUCGACGACUUCGAAUCCGCGAAUCAUAAGCCAUACACCUCCGCCGAUCAGUCUGACUCCCGAGAGCUCCGAUCAGGAAUUCGAGCCAUGUGCGGCGACAGCAUCCUUCCUGCUGUAUUCGCAGCGAACUCAGAUCCUGGUGCUGCACCACGACACCCUGUCCAUCGAGCGGCGGUUCGAGCUGCAUCGCGAAGAUGUGCAGUGGAUUGUGGUGGACAAUGUCAGUGACCGAGGCUCCGGGCGGUUGGCGGUCAGUUUCGACAAGGGGAGGACGGCGAUUGUGUGGGACAUACUCAGCGGUGGAGAGGUUGCGAGAUUCUCGGCGUACGAGGACAUGCGGACGGCAUGCUUCAUGCGCAAUGGCAACAUCGCAUUCGGUAAGGAAACCGCGUUGGUGGAAGAGGAAGGUGGGUGGGAUGGCUGACGGGGAAGCAGCGAACGACCAGGGAAACAUCAUCUUGUUCGAACCUUCCACUUCCGAACACAUCUCGGCACGAACCAUCUUCGAUCCCAUCACGGCCAUCGCACCCGCCGCCGACUGCAGGACCUUUGCCAUUGGCUAUCUCAAUGGCUCCAUCCUCGUCGCGACGCUGCAACCCUCCUUCACCAUCGUACACACCCUCAACGCCGCGCGAUCCCCUUCUCGCAUCACGGGCCUCGCGUGGCAUGGAUCGUCGUCGAAGCAGAAGACCGACAUGCUGGCCACCCAGACCUCCGACGGCGACUUGAGAGUCUGGAGUGUGCCGAAGCAGUCCGGACCCGACCCUCCCAACAUUAUCCGUGUCCUGCACCGGUCCGAGGUGCAGUCCCAUGGGCCGUCGUGGUUUGCGUGGUCCAAGAACGGACGCAUCGUCCAGCAUGCCGACGGGUGAGUCUUGACACUUGCAUUGGAGUCGUGCGAUUCAUGUGGUAGCUGACCAAUCAACGUGAAGCGAGACUCGUUCCUGGGACGUCCGCACCAAAAAAGUGACCUACGAAAUAAUCCCAACCGUCGAUGGUGUGACCGGCCUCACGAAUUACGGCCCCAGUGCCACGUUGUUCACCCUCGGCCGUAACCAUACCGUCUACCAGUACGAUAUCAACCCGAGUAGCACGCCUCUGCAGGUAGCCAAUGCCCAACAUGCCCCCGCCAACACGCCCCCAACCCCUCCGACGAUGCUCGAAGAACGCAAGAUUCCCUAUGCGGACUCUUCGCGUGCUGCCGAGCAGCCGAUUCAACUUGGGUACAGCGAGACUGAGAGCAGCGCGGAUGAGAGCGCCGCAUUAUCUCCUCUGCAGAAGAUUGCGCGGGAGAUGGACUCGCUCGAUGCCCUGGAGUCAGAGAUCCGCGACAAGGUGACGCCGCUAAGCCCUUCAAGUCGGGCUUCCUCGACAAGCUCCAAGAGCUCCGGGCGCCGCAAACAGCGGCAAUAUCUUUACGAUCCUCCAGGCUCGUCGAGAGCCUCCACAAGCACCGGCUACGAUGGAACGGAAUUUUCAUUUGGGCCGCCGAUGCGACCGGGGCACGAAAGCAUGUCGAGUCGCUCAGUGACUUCUUUCGCUUCGCAGUCGCAAGCGCGCCAUUCCAGGAGAACUUCAAAUCUCAGAAAGGAGAUCUUGCGGAGUCCCCAAGAAGCCGAAGAUACUGCCAGCAUGGAUCUGUUCCCACAUAUCAAAGCCCGCUUGAGAGGAGUGGCUUUCCGGACGCCCCAUUAUGGCCAGUCAGCUCGCACUCCGGAGCUGUUGCAACGGGAAAUGCUCAGCGUGGUCUUCGGCUGGAACGACGAUGUCAGGAGUCUUAUUCACGAUGAGCUGUCCCGACACAAAACUGGAUCAGCAAGCUCUGUGCUUCUCGCGAGAUGGCUUGGCGAUAUGGGCGCAGAUAGCAUGGCGUCCAUGAUUGGAUCCGAAUCGAUGACUUCUUCGGACUGGAUGCUGCUCGCGCUCAGCUCGAUAGGUGCGGAGUCGCAGAAGAAAGUCGGCGAGGCCUUCGUGCAGCGGUUGCUGGAGAAGGGCGACAUUCACCCUGCGGUCGCCAUUCUACUUGGAUUGGGCGAGACGCACGAUGCCAUUGAAGUCUACGUUUCUCAGUCCUAUUGGCUGGAGGCAGUUCUGCUGACUUGCCUGACAUGCCCUUCGGACUGGCAAAGAAUCUCAUACCUGAUCAGAAAGUGGGGAGAGACGGCAGUUACGCAAGGCCAAGCAGAGUUGGCUGUGAGGUGCUUUUCCUGCACGAGCAUCGAGACGUCUGAGCCCUGGUUCUCCCCACGCGCUCAAGAUGCUGUAUACGCGGCACAACAAGCGCGACUGACAAGUCCAGGCGGCAUGACAAGUCCGCCCGUGUCGCCUCCAUCACGCUCUGGGUCAGGUCGCUUAACCGCAAAGAACGCCUCGUUGAAGCUGAUCACGUCUUUUGGCGACAAAGGGGCGCCACUCUCCGGAGAUCCCGGAACCACCAAACCAGCUCUGACUGCCAUUGGCGUCACACCGAUCGCCCAGUCUGCUCUGUCCCCCGGAGGUGCGCAGCCAUGGAGAAUUGGUCGCGAACCUUCGACUGCCCGAACCGCGACCCCUGGUGGAUAUUCGAGGAGCAAACGACUUCCCUCCAGGAGCGACAUUGAGAGGGCAAAGAGGGACGUCAACGAUAUGUCUACUCCAUUGACUGCGGCACGAGAUAGAUCAAGAGGUGGAAGCCGAAUGGGAAGGACGCUAAUAGUACCGGAGCCGACUACAGCUGUCAAGCCAAGCGCCAAAGACUUUGCUUGCGGCGUUGACGAUGGCCAUCUUCCUUCGCCAGCACACGAUGCAUUCAACCGACUUCGGCAAGAGUCACGCAACCGGAACACGUCGAGAGAGCGAAAGCCAGACGGCCUCUCGGUGCAAGUGUUUGAGACGUCGUAUGGAGGUGCAAUCUCUCCAGGCCCAAGCACGGACGCCAGUCGAACAGAUAGCUCCAGUCAGCACGGCGCUUUAAGUCCUGGACCUCCAACUGGUGGCAGUGGGCGAAGCAACAAAGCGCGCGCUGUGGAUAAGUACAUCAGCAGUGUUGAAGAGGCUAGGAGUGCGGCUCGGCAAGAACGAGCCAAGAGCAGGCAUCGUGGAGAGAGCCGCAAAAGGGGAGAAAGUCGAACAGGAGCCGGAAGAGCUAGCAGCCGCAUGCGAGAUGCUUCCGAGGGCCGUGGACGUGACGUGAGAACGAUCAAGCCUGCGAAGCGCUCACCCUCGUCACCCGUUCCGAUGUCACCGUUGGAGAUUGUCCAAGCAAAUACAAAGCCGCAGAACCUUGAGCCAAACACCGCUGUCGAGCCAGCAACGACAGAUGACGAGAGCUUCUACAAGAUCACCGUUGCGUCUCCCACCGACUCUCACAGAAGCGGCAGAUCAUCCAGGGCCAAAGGAAUGCAGGAACGCAAGCCAUCCAUGGACAAGGCUGCCUUGAUUGGCGGGUUGGCUCCUCUCAACAUUGGCGAUAGUCGUGGUAGAAGUUCCGAGCGCGACAUCGAACCACCUUUGCGAUCGCCUUCUCUCCCUCUGCUGUCUUCGAAACGCUUUGGCGAGGAUGAUGAUGAUACAAAGAGUGACGGGCGCCGCUUACGUUUCCGAGCUCGAAGCAACAGCCGCCAGCCUGGGGAGGAUCUCCAGACUCGUAGACUGGCUCAGCGUGAUCGCAAGCCUCUUAUGGAGGAUCUCCCCAAGGCGGACGAGGAAGCCUACCAAGCAUCGGAGUCGUCCGUCUCUGCGAGAUCUGGCGGACUUAGAGCUCGCGUUCUUACUCGUAAAGAAAUCGCAGCUCAAGAGCUAGAGGCUCGUCGCCGCUCACUGGCCAGGCGACCCUCUGCUCCUGCUAUCCCGCUCCCGGGCGAUAUCCUCUUUGGCCGUCCAGGCAUAGGGAACCGGUCCCAUACCGACCUAGGUGACAGCCCGACAUCUUUCAGCCCACCCCUCUCAAGAAGCCAGACGGUGGAUCCCGAGACCAUGUCGAGGACGAGCAGCUACGGUAACAAGAUUUCUGGAACUUCGACACCGUCGGCGCCCAUCGGCUUGCCUGCGACUCCUCGAGCUAUGAGACAUCCACGCUACAUGAGCACCGAUCCAAACGAGCGCAAGGGGACGCCACCUGUGCCCGAGAUUCCCGGGAAGUUCAGCGAGCUCUCAGGAAGCAGUCUCAGCCAGCUCAAUGGCUCCAGUCUAAGCCAGGCCUCACUCGCUUCAGGGGGCGUCGAGCAUGACUCUACGCUAUCGUCCAAUCGGUCCAAGUCGGCUCUGUCUGAGAAUAGCGACUCCAUUGGCCCACUUCUGCCGUCAACCGUCUUCGGUCAAAAGAGCGGCCAGGGAGUGCCAUCACGCUCCGCUUCUGCUCCACCAGAGAAUCAAAAUGCGAAUGUGCAUCCUCUCUACAAGACUGGCCUACCUGCCUCGAAUCGCCGUCUUUCAACCUCUCGUGGCCACGUUCGCAAGAUUUCGCCUCCCGAUGUAGGCGCGGAGGAGGCAGGACCUGCUAGCAUCGAUGCUGCGCUUUAUGGUGACCAGCAAGUGAUAAUAAUUCCAGAAGAGGAUCUCGUGCCUCCACCAAUGUUGCCGGAACUGCAGCAUCUUGCCAUUCCACCGCCUCCGCCUCCGCCGACAAUGUAUCAGCAGCAAGGCCACACCAACAGCUCAGGUGUCAUUGACAUUGCAAUCGACGAGAUGGCCCCAAUGCCUCCUUCCGCAGUCGAGACACGUAUGCCAAUGCUCCCUAUGCCCAUGGAGCGGGCUCAGACCGCUUCCCCGACGGCUCAUCGGAAGAAUACAUCAAACAGCGACAGCUUCAGCUCCCGUAUCCGCGGAUUUGGCGGUCGUAUGCGCAGCAGCUCCAAGAGCCGUACCAAGUCGCCACCGCUGGGCGAAUACAAGCCUGCUCCUUAUGAAACCGUCCUCCCGCCUGUGAGCUACGGUCACGGUCGUCACGGUAGUAUCACGCACGAGCGAGCACAGUCCCCAUAUGAACAGGCCAUGGCUGCGCAGGACACAAGCAACCAGAUUCCACCACCUCCGCCGCCUCCACCGGCGCCAAUGCAUGGAGGUGAGGCAAAGCUGAGCGAGACGGCGAUUCCACCUUUUACUCUGCCGAAUCGAAGCCAGAGCACGACUGGAUACCGCAAUCCGAAAGAGAUUCGCGCAAACAUGCCUCCGGACACUUUGCAACAAGGCGUCUAUCAUGGCGGCUUCUUGUAG